Eleginops maclovinus (Patagonian blennie) is the source of this 1350-nucleotide messenger RNA. RefSeq names its product DPY30 domain containing 2 (gene dydc2). The transcript has 9 exons. The record is from RefSeq and is a predicted model, not a curated record. The coding region runs from base 144 to 1241 and encodes 365 amino acids. Gene Ontology annotation, cellular component: Set1C/COMPASS complex. NCBI's taxonomy places the organism in Eukaryota, Metazoa, Chordata, Actinopteri, Perciformes, Eleginopidae.
UUUGGCGAUGUGGUUAUUGGUUUCGCUGGUAAAUUAUUGAAAUGAGUUAUUACAAUAAGCCUUUGAUAUAAAAAAAAUACACACUUAAAUUAAAUUACCAACUGUACUGCUGAAUAUUACGAAGAAAAAGAGCAAAUAGAAACAUGGACUCUGAGUACAUAAAGAGACACCUGGGGAAGUGUCUGGCGGAGGGACUUGCUGAAGUGGCCGAGCAGCGGCCGGCUAACCCCAUCCAGUAUCUGGCCCACUGGCUCUACAAGUUCAACUCUAAUGCAGAGUAUGAGACUGCGAAAAAGGCCAAUUUGGCAUUGCUGGAGCAGGAGCGAGCAAAAGCAAGAGAAGAAGCGCUGCACCAGGAGAAGCUGAGGGAGGAGGAGCGAAAAAUCAGCGAGGCUGCCGAGGAGUCUAACAAAAUCUCUGAGAAGGAGGAUUCACCCACAACAGGAGCUGCUGAGGACAACAAACCUGUGGCACAAGAGAAAACAAACACCCCUUGUCCAGAGAAACAGCAGGACACAGACGAGCACCCAACUGAAGCUCAGGAAAAUGUGAUUGAAUCGGAGGUUACAGAUAAUGAAACCAGUCGAGAGUCCCCUGAGAGGAAACUUUUGAAGGCCAGUAGUUCUUCCCUUUCUGAGGUCAAAGAGGAGUCUACAGAUAUCAUUGUUGAAAAAAGUGAAGUGGCGCCGAGGAGCGAUCAAGAAGAAGAGAAACCAGAGGUGGGGCCAAGUGAAAAUCAAGUAGAAGAGGAAACCAUAAACACGGAUCAGAGAGAAGGGAAAGAAGAUGAGGAGGAGGUGGUUGAUGGAGCUGGAACAACUGAAUCCGAGCUGACUGAAGUUUUACACUCGACUCCCAGCCGAGACACUGAUGACAUGAAAACUGACAAAACAGAAGAGCAACAAGACGAACAAAUCCGUCGUUCUCCGCGAGACAUAGAGAAGCAGGCUGAUGAAAAUGAAACUGGUAAGUUGGAGUUAGCACCGCAGAGUGAAGGCCUCAAACCAGAAGAGCCAUUUUCUACUGAAGAAACUGAACAGGAGACACAGAAAUCUGGUUCUCCCCCUCUUCAGGAACACGAAAAGGAGGCAGACGGACAACUCACAAGUGAGACCACUGAUAGCUUGGCUCCAGCUGACGGGGACGAAACAGUAGAGAUGACAGAGCUAAGUGAGAGACCAAAAGAGGAGACAGAAGACUCUCCUCCUGACACAGAGGACUUCAAGGAGAAGGAAGACUAACAAGACGCAGAUCAUGUGUGAGCAAGGCGGUGUUCUACAGUCCAGUUUAAAUUGGUUUUAGUUUAUUGUGCAAAUAUAACACUUUAAAAAAAUAAACAUUUAUCCCCAA